AUGAAGAGCCUUUUUCACUGGGAUCAAAAUUCUUCUUUAAUUGCUUCUGUGAUAAUCAUAAUCUUUCUGUUAACAGGCAUUCUUCAUAACUGCUGUGAAGCCUACAAUGUUGGGCUCCUAGAAGCAAAAAUAUUUUCUGGUCCAUCAAAAGAACAGUUUGGAUAUACAGUUCAACAGAUCAUAAAUGAACAAGGCAAAUGGUUGUUGGUUGGUUCACCCUGGAGUGGCUAUCCCUCUAACAGAACUGGAGAUAUCUAUGCAUGUCCUGUUGGUACGUCCAAAACCACAUGUAAAAAACUGAAUUUACAAGCUCUAAUAAAUAUUCCAAACGUGACUGAGAUAAAGGAAGUCAUGAACCUUGGCUUGACUCUGAUACAGAACUCAAAGACAGGAGGAUUUUUGACUUGUGGUCCGCUGUGGGCACAGCAGUGUGGAAGCCAAUACUAUGCAACAGGAGUCUGUUCUGAAAUCAGUCCAAGUUUCCAGCUCCUAAGAAGCUUUACUCCUGCUAUUCAAAAGUGUUCCUCCCUUAUAGACAUUGUGGUGGUUUGUGAUGAGUCAAACAGCAUUUAUCCCUGGGACGCAGUGCGGGCAUUUUUGAAAAAAUUUGUACAAGGCUUAGACAUAGGCCUUAACAAGACCCAGGUGGGUUUAAUUCAGUAUGCUAAUAAUCCCCGUGUAGUGUUCAACUUGAGUACAUAUCAAACAAAGGAUCAGGUUGUUAAAGCAAUGGCGAGAACGUAUCAGAAGGGAGGAGAUCUCACUAAUACUUUCAAAGCCAUUGACAAUGCAAGACAGCAUGCCUUCUCACCUGAAUCAGGAGGACGCCCAACAGCCACAAAAGUAAUGGUUGUUGUGACAGAUGGUGAAUCCCAUGAUGGCUCCAACUUGAAAACAGUGAUAGGUAAAUGCAAUGAAGACAACAUAACCAGAUUUGGCAUUGCUGUUUUGGGAUACUUAAUCAGGCAUGAACUUGAUACUAAAAACUUAAUUAAAGAAAUCAAAGGAAUUGCUAGUUAUCCAACAGACAAGUAUUUCUUCAAUGUGUCUUCUGAGGCUGCACUACUGGAAGAAGCAGGAACACUUGGAGAGCGCAUUUUUAGUAUAGAAGGUACAGAUCAAGGUGAUACAUUCCAAAUGGAAAUGUCACAGGUGGGCUUCAGUGCGUAUUACUCACAGAAAAAGGAUGUUCUGCUGCUGGGUGCUGUUGGGGCCUAUGACUGGAGUGGAACAGUAGUUCAGGAGUCUUCAGAGAUGGUCACCACCUUUCCAAGCCAUGUGUUUGAAAAGAUCCUACAGGACAGAAAUCAUAGUUCUUACCUAGGUUAUUCUGUUGCUGUUCUCUCAACUCAGAGCUCUGUCUAUUUUGUUGCUGGCGCUCCAAGAUCCAACUACACUGGCAGAGUAGUGAUUUAUGAUGUUGACAGUGAUGGUAAUAUCGCAAUUGUGCAGUCCCAGAGAGGCGAGCAGAUUGGCUCCUACUUUGGCAGUGUGGUGUGUUCAGUGGAUGUUAACAGGGAUUCUGUGACAGAUGUGUUGCUCGUGGGUGCACCAAUGUUUAUGAAUGACCUGAAGAAAGAGGAAGGGAGAGUAUACAUGUUUUCCAUCACAAAGGGAAUUUUGGAUCAACAAGAACUCUUGGAAGGUCCACAGGGGUCAGAAAAUGCUCGCUUUGGAUCAGCAAUCACAACACUUGCAGAUAUUGAUUUGGAUGGCUUUAAUGAUAUUGUAAUAGGAGCACCACUGGAAAACCAAAACUCUGGAGCAAUUUACAUUUACAAUGGAUUUCAAAAGACUAUACGUACCAAAUAUUCUCAGAAAAUUUUGGGAUCGGACUCUGCUUUUGGACAACGACUCCAAUUCUUUGGAAGAUCAGUAGAUGGCCAUAGAGACUUAGAUGACAAUGACAUUACUGACUUAUCAGUUGGUGCUGAUGGAAAUGUGAUUCUGCUAUGGUCACGAAGCAUUGCAAAUGUGUCCAUAAUUGCAUCAUUUAAACCUGAGAAAAUCAGUCUCCUGAACAAGAACACAGAAAUAACUGUCGAAAUAUGUUUUCAGGCUACAUUUAGACCUGCUAAGAGAAAUAAUCAAGUGGCUAUAAAGUACAAUGCAACACUGGAUGCAGAUCUCCAGUCCUCUAGAGUGUCUUCUAGAGGAUUGUUCAAAGAAAAUAAUGAAAGGUACAUGCAGAGGGAUCUUGUGGUACGUCAUGAGACUUGUGUUCAUGACAUCUUCAAUGUACAGGAACCUUCUGAUGCAGUGAAUUCACUUAGUUUGCGCAUUGACAUUGGCCUUGCAGAUCCUGGGUCCAGCCCUGUCCUUGACAUAUACUCUCCUGCAUCUGUGGCCUGUAGUAUUCCUUUUGUUAAAGACUGUGGCGAAGAUGAACUUUGUGUCUGUGAUCUUGUUCUGAAUGUUCAGCGGAAGGCAGAUGAUGGCAAACAGCAGUUUGUUGUCAGCAGCAAAAACAGAAGGCUAACAUUCAGUGUGAAAUUGAGAAAUAAAAAGGAAAAUGCAUAUAACACCAGAAUCCAGGCUACAUUUUCAGACAACUUGUUUUUUGCUUCAUCGUCUUUACCGAAUGAUGGAACUGAAGUCUCGUGUCAGACAGGACCAGCACAAAGUACAGUCAUUUGCCAAAUAAGCUAUCCUGUUUUCAGAACAGGACAACAGGUAUCCUUUGAUAUUAGUUUUGAUUUUAACCUGAAAAAUCUUCAGAAUGUGGCAGUUCUAAGUUUUCAUGCAUUGAGUGAAAGUAAGGAAGAGCAAGAAUUGGACAACCAGAUCAGCUUAUCAAUUCCUUUGCGAUAUGAUGCAGAAAUUCACUUCACAAGGCUUGCCAACAUCAACUUUUAUGAAGUAUACUCUGGUCAUAACAUUCCUUCCACUGUGAAUAAUUUUGAAGAUAUUGGCCCCAUGUUCAACUUCUCUGUAAAGGUAACAACAGGAAGUAUCCCAGUAAAGAUGGCGUCUGUAAAUAUCUAUCUUCCAGAAUUCACCAGCAAAGACAAUCCACUGAUGUACAUAACUGCAGUCACCACUGAUGAAGCCAGAGGUGUUACUUGUCAAGCUCAGAAAAAUCCACUGCAGAUAGGGAAAAGACCUUAUUCUGCAUCCUUCAUCAAAGAGAACUUCAGAGCUUCCAAAGAACUGAACUGUAAGAAUGUGAAGUGCAGUACCAUCACAUGCAAACUGGAAGACAUUAUACUGAAGGGAGAGUACUUUGUGAAUGUGUCCACCCGAAUCUGGAAUGGAACAUUUGCUGCUUUAACUUUCCAGACAUUACAACUCUCUGCAGAGGCAAAAAUCAAUACACAUAACCCUGACUUAUUUGUAAUUGGAGAGAAUACUCUAACUAUCCCAGUUACAAUAAUGAAGCCAGAUGAGAAAGCUGAAAUACCAGUUGGUGUUGUUAUUGGUAGUAUAUUGGCUGGACUUCUGCUGCUGUUAGUAUUGGUUGCCGUUUUGUGGAAACUUGGCUUCUUCAAAAGACAGUAUGAGAAAAUGACACAGGAUAUAGAAGAUGUUGAUGAAAUUACAGAACUCACAAAGGACAAAGACUGA
This is a messenger RNA of Nestor notabilis (Kea), 3564 nucleotides long. RefSeq names its product integrin, alpha 2 (CD49B, alpha 2 subunit of VLA-2 receptor) (gene ITGA2). The record is from RefSeq and is a predicted model, not a curated record. Lineage: Eukaryota; Metazoa; Chordata; Aves; Psittaciformes; Psittacidae. Gene Ontology annotation, biological process: cell-matrix adhesion; cell adhesion mediated by integrin; cell-cell adhesion. Gene Ontology annotation, molecular function: integrin binding. Gene Ontology annotation, cellular component: external side of plasma membrane; integrin complex. Bases 1 to 3564 code for a protein of 1187 amino acids. The transcript is spliced from 29 exons.